AUGAACAGUGUUAAAUAUAUUGGGAGUGGCCAUCUUGUACAACAAAACGGCAGAGAUCGUGGCAGUAGAAGAAACCAUGACCGAAGAUAUGAUCUCAGUAGAAUUCUCGUUCCGCAAUCAGAUUUUAAUUUUGAAACGUCAAAUGCCAAGUGCAACAAAAAAGACCUUGCCAAAAAGGUUAAGAUUACUCCUAACUAUGAUCUUAAAGAUGAAAAUUGCGUAGAUGGCAUUGAAUUUGGUCCAGAAGAGGAGGAUGAUGAUGGUUUGAUGCCACUCGCUAAGACCUAUAAUAUGGCCAAAUCAUUCUUUGACAACAUUUCUUGUGAAAUAAAAGAGCGAUUGGAACGACAAGGACCUAGUGGCCGGGAAUUGUCUAUGGCUGAACAAAAACAGAAACAACCUGAAGAAAAACAUUUGAAUCUCGAAGCUUUUGAGCAAUUUUCGAUAGAUAGUGAAAGAUAUUAUAGUGAUUAUCGCAAUUGUUGUAAAAGUCGGUGCAAAUAUUGUGGUGGCUGUGAAAUCCGUGAAGGAUACUCUAACCGCUAUAUAGGGGAAUAA
Molecule: messenger RNA, 558 nt
Organism: Racocetra fulgida
Lineage: Eukaryota; Fungi; Glomeromycota; Glomeromycetes; Diversisporales; Gigasporaceae
Source: the annotation of a GenBank genome assembly